AUGGGAUUCAUGCAGAGAGGCGCGAGUGGAAUACUUGUAACGAGCCGGAGAGGAGACUGUGGCACUUACUUUCGGAAUGGAAUGGCAGCAGUCUUCUUAGUCCCAAUCCCUGCGCAUUCAAGAACAAGCCCAUCUAGGAAUAUCGAAUCCCUUGGGUACGAACUAGCAUUCGAUUCUGUUAAAAAAUUCAAGAAUUUGAGUGUUGUAAUAAUACUGCUUUUCUGUGUUCAAAGUUCUCAUGAAGUUGAAGAUGGAAUCAGCAGAUCUCAAUUUCCACAAGGCUUCCUCUUUGGAACAAGCACUUCCUCGUACCAGAUUGAAGGAGCAGCUUUUGAAGAUGGCAAGGGUUUAAGUAACUGGGAUGUUUUUAGUCAUACACCAGGAAAUAUUGAAAAUGAUGAGAAUGGUGAUAUUGUAGAUGAUCAUUACCAUCGCUAUUUGGAAGACAUAGAGUUGAUGUCAUCUCUUGGGGUAAAUGUAUAUCGAUUUUCUAUUUCUUGGACAAGGAUUCUACCUAGAGGCAUAUAUGGGGACAUUAAUCCAAGUGGGAUAAAGUUCUACAACAAGAUUAUAGACAAUCUGCUGCUUAGAGGGAUUGAGCCAUUUGUGACAAUUCAUCAUCAUGACUUGCCACAAGAACUAGAAGAAAGAUAUGAUGGUUGGAUUAGUCCCUUAAUACAGAGAGAUUUUGUUCAUUUUGCUGAAAUUUGUUUUAAGAGUUUUGGAGACAGGGUUAAGUACUGGACUACCAUCAAUGAGCCAAGUCUGGUUGCAAAGUUUGCCUAUAUGAAAGGAAUAUAUCCCCCUGGUCACUGUUCCCCACCUUUUGGAAAUUGUUAUACUGGUAACUCGGAUGUUGAAUCUCUAAUUGUCGUGCACAAUAUGUUACUGUCACAUGCCAAGGCUGUUGACUUAUACCGCAAGCACUUUCAGGCAAAGCAAGGUGGAACCAUUGGCAUUGUGGCACAAUCCCUCAUGUAUGAACCACUUAGAGAUGAAGAAUGUGAUAGACAAGCUGCGAGUAGGGGCUUGGCUUUUAUUGUAGCCUGGGUCUUAGAUCCCCUGGUUUUUGGUGAGUAUCCAUCUGAGAUGCUCUCUAUCCUUGGGAGUCAGUUACCAGUGUUCUCUCUUGAGGAGAAGAGUCUCAUAAAAGGAAGCCUAGACUUCAUUGGCAUCAAUCACUAUGGAACUGUCUAUGCCAAGGACUGUUCCCUCUCUUCUUGUCCUCUUGGAGUAGAUCAUCCACUAAGUGGUUUUCUAGAAACAACUGGAACAAGAGAUGGCAUUCCGAUUGGUGAUCUGACAGGAAUGUCAGGGUUCUUUGUGGUUCCAAGGGGCAUGGAGAAGCUUGUAGAAUACAUUAAGAUAAGAUACCAUAAUAAUAUACCCAUGUAUAUUACAGAAAAUGGAUAUUCAUCACCACCCAAACCUGAUGAGACAAUGGAUGAUCUACUACAAGAUUUCAAACGAAUAGAUUAUCAUAAAGCCUACCUUGCAGCUCUGCUAAGAGCCAUAAGAAAAGGUGCGGAUGUUAGAGGAUAUAUGAUAUGGUCAUUGAUGGACAACUUUGAAUGGGCAAGUGGCUAUGACAUAAGAUUUGGGCUCUAUUAUGUGGACAGACACACUCUUGAACGAAUUCCAAAACUUUCUGUUCAAUGGUUUUCUAGUUUCCUCAACAACACUGGUCACACCAACAAAAAAGAAGACUUAAGGGAGCCAUAUGUUAGAAGUAAAAUUGUGAUACAGAAUGCUGGUUUUAAUGCUAUAUGAACUAGAUGAAAUGUACGGGUACUAGUGUGUGAGCCAACGGCUAAAUUAAGAAACUUUGUAGUAUCUUUGGUUGAGAAUAUGAACCCGCAACCAAAGUCUAAGGUCUCAAAUUCACCAACUUAAACGAACCUGUUGGGAUAAA
Cajanus cajan (pigeon pea) is the source of this 1912-nucleotide messenger RNA. The record is from RefSeq and is a predicted model, not a curated record. NCBI's taxonomy places the organism in Eukaryota, Viridiplantae, Streptophyta, Magnoliopsida, Fabales, Fabaceae.